AUGGCCGCGGGAACAGAAAAUCGGAGAGCGCGUUGGCAUGACGCGCUAACUGCCGCAUACACGAAGGAUAGUUUGUGGAUGGUGACUACGCCGAACAUGACCUUCAUUCCAUCGCCUCCUUUGGGCGUCAUGGAGGUAGUCCUCAGAGCGGACUAUCGGUACGGAUGGGUCGACCCGAUUCAGUGGCCGCAGCUACAUUGCCAGGGAUUCGAGUACCUGUGCGCCGUUCUGCGACCCCUACCGCCCGCCGACACGCUCGGCGCUAUGUGGUGGACACCUCGCGAGAAGGAAGACUUUCAACGCCUCGAAGGGAUCACUAUCAAGUGCCUCGGACUGCUGAACGUCGCACGCGUCCAACCGCUCAGCGACCUGGUGGACGCAAUGUCCGAACGGGUGGAGGAACGACGAGCCAAGGAGCCGAUGUUCUCGGACAGCAGGCUGAUCGGACUAGAGAUGGCGAUGCGACACGCGAGGGAUAGGCUUUUGCAUUUUCCGUGCACGUUCCAGGACGCCGCACUCCAGGUCAGGGAGCUGCAGCGAUACUGGCUGAUGUGCCACGUGUAUCUAGAAUACUAUGGGAAGCACAGGCAGGCGGGCACCCGAGGAAGGGACGUCAACAAUGCCUUGAUGGGGGCAUUCACGACGGACCCCGGCGUAGUGCAGCUCCUAUUUGAAGCUGGCAUUCCCGUCUGGUGGGUGCGUCACGACGUGUCCGCAGCUCGUCAAAUGAACAUAGUAAACCUGAAGAGGUUAGAGGAGCCGAAGAACAUAUGCCUCCAGGACGGGGCGGAGCACGGCGAUGUGAUCCACCGGGGGCUCGUAGGACCGGCCCACCAAGAGGCAAUGGUCCAGGGGGGGAUAUCCCGCCGCGAUGACCCAACAGGAGUACAAGCAGGCACUGGGAUUGCUGCCCGGCCCCUCGACGACAGACCGGACUCGUUCGACAGCUCUCACACGAGCAAGCGGCGGGUCAUCGAAGCGACAAGGCCGCGCUGGGAAUCCUUACCCGCCGACCUGCGAGCAAAUCAAACUCGGGGAUACGAGAAGUUCCAAGAGGUGGAGCACCGAUGGAUGCCACCACCUCUGAGGCCGUGGAGGGCUGCGAUUGAAGGGAUCGACGUCACGCGGCGUGUCGCCUGUCUGAACACGGCCCGCUACCUCUUUACGUGGCUGCGAAUCCGCCCCGCCUGGCUCUACAUCCUGCGCGUCAAACACUCCGAACUGAGCGGCAUCUCGGCCCAGUGGUGGCGAGACUUCCUCUAUGGAGAGACCGGACGAGAACUCAAUUCAACCACCGUGAAUGGGAAACGCGCCCGGCAAAUCCUCCACGUCUUCGGCGAGUACUUCAAGAUGUCGGAGGUGGACGUUGCACCGACGGCCCCGCCGCAUUGGUUUGAGCAUCGGCUCACCCGAAUUCCGGAGUCCGUAUGCGCCGCUAUCGUGUGGGAGCUGUGUGAGCUCGGCUUCCGGAACGAGCUACUGGCUCUAGACAGGCUGCUCGUUCCGAUGCGCGACACGCCUCGGGGCUUGGCCAUGCGAGAGGAUUUGAUCGGCAGAAUGUUCCCCGAUCGUUCUGUGUACUGCGUAGCUAGUCUCCCAAAGGAGGGUAGUGAGGGACUCGCCGCGGCCUUGCCACAACGCCGAGCACCGUACCUCGAGGCCUUCCGAAAGGUACUCUCGAGAUGGCCACGUUGCCCGCGUACAAUCUACGGGACCAUGCCGAUCACGAUAGAUCUGGCGGCGGACCUCAUCGAGGAGCGGGAGAGGGAGUUGUUGAUGUUCUAUGUGCAGUCGUUCUACAACGAAUCGGGACGACCGCCGAUCGUUCCUCGUUCCUUCCCGAAGAUCUGA
Trametes versicolor FP-101664 SS1 is the source of this 1851-nucleotide messenger RNA. RefSeq lists its product as uncharacterized. The record is from RefSeq and is a predicted model, not a curated record. NCBI's taxonomy places the organism in Eukaryota, Fungi, Basidiomycota, Agaricomycetes, Polyporales, Polyporaceae. The transcript is spliced from 6 exons. Bases 1 to 1851 code for a protein of 616 amino acids.